AUGUCGACUCCCUUACCAGACUUCACCGACAUUGCCCUCUUCCCUACCUUCCUUACAAUUCCAGAGCAUGACCCAGCCGCACCGCCGUCGGUGGCAGCGCCCCCGCCGGGUCAAGGACCAUGGUACCUCCUGGCCCAGAUCAAGGACAACAUGACCAUCAACAAGCCCACCCUCGUCCUCACUGACCGGGGCGCCAACCCCUUUGCCCUCGUCUGGGAGGACCUCGGGCGGGACGACCUCGACCUCAAGGGGCUUGGGUUCAAGAAAGGCUGCACGGCCGUCAUACCCAACGCCAGGCGCACGAAGCCCGCCGACGAGGGGAAGCGCGGCUUUGUGAAGGUAGAGAAAAGCGAUGCGCGUGCCGUGAAGUCUGUACCCGGCCCCCUGGAGAGAGUACUGGCGCUGGGUGGAAAGGUGAAGGGGACAAAGUGUGAGACGUGCGGUAGGGAGGGGCAGGAUGGCUUGAAAAGCUGUACUGGGUGUGAGAGGGUCGGAUAUUGCAGCAAGGAAUGCCAGCUGAAAGGGUGGAACGAAGGAGGUCACAAGGGCGACUGCAAGAUCCUCAAGGCUCUGAAUGUCAUUUUCACAUAA
Messenger RNA from Diaporthe amygdali, 591 nucleotides. RefSeq lists its product as uncharacterized. NCBI's taxonomy places the organism in Eukaryota, Fungi, Ascomycota, Sordariomycetes, Diaporthales, Diaporthaceae. Bases 1 to 591 code for a protein of 196 amino acids. The record is from RefSeq and is a predicted model, not a curated record. The transcript is spliced from 2 exons.